UCCGCCGCGAGCGGCGCAGGGCGGCCGGGCCUUGGGGACGCAGGUCGGGACUGGGCGUAGCAGGCCGGAACUGGGCCGCGUUCCCGGCGGGGGCGGCGAGCUCGCGGAGCUGGGAGGCCGGCCGCUGGACUGACAGCGCGGGACCCACGCCCCCGACCACGCCCUCGCCGGCAGGCCUUGGUCGCAGCAGCCCAAGGUGUGCGCGGCGCAGGGGCGGUAGUGGGGAGAGGGCGGUGGCGAUCUGUUAGCGCAGGGAACUGGUCCUCCGUGAGUAGCAGGGUCACUGUCUUUCCUCGGCCUCUUCUUGGCCACGCCGUGGACCGGCUUCCUGCUUCUCGGCUUGCCAGCCUCGCUGUGUCCUGGUCUCCGAGAGGGCUCCGCGGGUCUGCCCCGCACGCCUGCCUUUUUCCUUCCAGCUGGAAGGGGUCUUCAGCUCUCAGAAGAGCCAAAGCGUCUUGGGAUCUAAGUGGGUAAAAACGAACUGUGAUCGUCACCCUGGCCAGGAGGGCCUUCAUUUGGCCCAAUGGCUGCACCCCCGCUGGACCGUCUGGUGCUAACCCACCUGCUGGUGGCCCUCUUUGGCAUGGGCUCCUGGGCUGCUGUGAAUGGAAUCUGGGUGGAACUGCCCGUGGUGGUGAAAGACCUCCCCGAGGGUUGGAGCCUCCCCUCGUACCUUUCUGUGCUUGUGGCGCUGGGGAACCUGGGUCUACUGGUGGUGACCCUGUGGAGGCGGCUAGCCCCCAGCAAGGGGGAGCGGGUCCCCAUCCAGGUGGUGCAGGGGCUGAGUAUGGUGGGCACAGCCCUACUGGCCCCUCUGUGGCAUCAUGUGACCCCAGUGGCUGGGCAGCCCCACUCGGUGGCCUUCCUGACACUGGCAUUGGUGCUGGCAUUGGCCUGCUGUGCCUCUAAUGUCACUUUCCUGCCCUUCCUGAGCCACCUGCCACCUCCUUUCUUGCGAUCUUUCUUCCUGGGUCAGGGCCUCAGUGCUCUUCUGCCCUGCAUACUGGCCCUGGUGCAGGGCGUGGGCCGCCUUGAGUGUCUGCCUCCCCCUGCCAAUGGCACCCCUGGGCCCCCAAUCAACUUCCCUGAGCGUUUUCCUGCCAGCACAUUCUUCUGGGUACUGACUGCCCUCCUGAUCACUUCGGCUGCCGCCUUCCAGGGUCUCCUGCUACUGCUGCCUCCAUCACCAUCUCCACCUGCAGGGGGCCCAGGGCCAGGCCUGCGGGUGGGGACACCAGGAGCGGAGGAGGAGGAAGAAGAGGAGGAAGAGGUGUCACCAUUGCAGGAAUCCCCAAGUCAGGCAGCAGGCACCCUUGGCCCAGACCCCAAGACCUCUCAGCUAUUCUCAGCCCGGGGUGCCUGCCUGCUGGGCCUGCUGGCUGUCACCAACGCGCUGACCAAUGGCGUGCUGCCUGCAGUGCAGAGCUUUUCCUGUCUGCCCUAUGGGCGCCUAGCCUACCACCUGGCUGUGGUGCUGGGCAGCUCCGCCAACCCCCUUGCCUGCUUCCUGGCCAUGGGCAUACUAUGCAGGUCCCUGGCAGGGCUGUGUGGUCUCUCUCUGCUGGGCUUACUCUUUGGGGCCUACCUGAUGGCACUGGCAAUCCUGAGCCCCUGCCCACCCCUAGUGGGCACCUCUGCAGGCGUGGUCCUUGUGGUGUUGUCGUGGGUGCUGUGUGCAGGUGUGUUCUCAUAUGUCAAGGUGGCGAUCAGCUCCAUGCUGCACGGCUGGGGGCGGCCAGCACUGCUAGCAGCUGGUGUGGCCAUCCAGGUGGGCUCCCUGCUCGGUGCUGUUGCCAUGUUCCCUCCCACCAGCAUCUAUCACGUGUUCCACAGUGGAAAAGACUGUGUGGACCAGUGUGGUCCCUGAGCCUGGGCAGGUGGGACUCUCCUCACACCCGCCAACCUCCAAACCGGUCUCCACCUGGAGACUGCCACAGUGCCUGAGCACCUGCUGCCCAGGGAGGUCUCCCACCCAACACUGACACAUUCAUGGACACCUGCACACUCCACAGGAGCCCCUGGCACUUCAUACCAGGGUGGGGACCAAAGAGCAGGCCCGAAGCCAGGCACAGGUUGGGGCUGCAGGCUUGGUCCUGGGCCUGGGAACUUCAUGGGAUUUGCACAAUAAAACAUCUUUAUCCAGUGGACAGUUGUUAAUCCCAUGAGCACCUCUUCCUGUGAGGCUAGUCCUCUCCCUAGCCUGUUCAGUACAGACUACUUUUCCACAGGGGCUUGGCAUAGUUUCUGGGCUGGCAUCCAGUCAGGCUGCUCUAAGAUGCUGGGGUCACCCCCGGACUUCACCCCACAUAGUUUAGAACUGCCCUGGAGGCGAACGCCAGCUCCCAGGGCCCAUCUGUAUGGGCCCUACAAAGGGCUGCUGGUCUCGGGCAGUGUGGAGUCCUCCUGACAGCAGGGCCACUGCUCCAUAAGCAUCUCUGAGGCAUGAGGGUCAGGUGGGACCGGGCUGUGACCUGCAGCAAUCCCUGCUGCCUACUUGUGGCCUGGGAACGCAGCACCUAUCCACUGGUUGCCAGCGGUCUGCUGCAGGGUCCAGGCAUUCUAGAAGGGGCUCAGUGAAGGGAACUUAGAAAAGCUAGGGUUUAAGGUUCUGACCCAUGUUGGUCCUUCAGCCUGACAGUAUCAUCUGCCCACCCUGAACCACCAACUUCUGGUGGAACCUCUAGGUGGGUGGCUCAGACAGCCACCAGAAGGUCAGGGGCAGUUGGGGGGAUUGAUUCCCUUUGCAGGGUCUGACAUUAGGAUGUGGGGUGGCAGGUCGAGGUGAACUUCCUCAGUCACCUGUGCUGGUAAAUGGAGAAGAGAGGCAGAGGGACCAGGACAGGUGGGUGGAGUUGGCAGCGCAGCAGGACUCCAGGUCCCACACUCUCCUUCCCUUCCAGCACUCUGAUCUCUUCACCUGUCUACCCUGGACUGAAGGCUGCUUGGAGCCACCUCCCAGCUCCUUGUGGCCUUCCUUGCCUCAGGUCAAGGAUCAGAAGCAUUCCUGCAGCCUCUGCCCAGUGGCCACAUGUGAGGUUGUUCAGGGUGUGCCAGCCCUACAGACCCCAGAGGAGCAAGGCCCUGCCUGACCCUCUAGACACACAUGGUCUCUGAAAGAGGGGGCAGGUGCCCAUGAGCCCAACCACCCUGGUCUGGAGGUAGGCCGCCUGAGGAAGCCAUAGUGCUGAGGUCUCCAGGGCUUUCAGGUCCUAUUGUAGGAAAUGGGACAAGGAUCAAAUAACAAGGAGAGAAGGAGAACAAGCCCAGGCCAAGAAGGUCCCAUCGAGCCAUGGCAUCCCUCAGGAGGCAGGACAGCCCCCACACUGGGCCUGUCUAGGUCAGGACGGGGGUCUCAGACCUGGACCUGGGGCUGUGGAUGAAACCCUACAGGAAAGGCAGCAGCUAAGGCAGGACACAAGGCCCAUGUUGCCUCACCCACCACCAAGAAGAGUCCCCUCAGGUUCUCAAAGCCAGAGAAGGGCCAGCUUGUAAGCUGCCCCAUUCCCAGGUGUGUGUGUGGCCAUCGUACCUGACACUGAGCCUGUGAGUGCUGGGCAAGGUUCAAAUGGCUUUGAUUGAGUGACUGAGGCAGGACCUUCAGUUCUGUGACUCUCUGCCCAGAGAGGAUCUGGACAGAG
This is a messenger RNA of Sciurus carolinensis (gray squirrel), 3638 nucleotides long. RefSeq names its product solute carrier family 52 member 2 (gene Slc52a2). Gene Ontology annotation, biological process: riboflavin transport. The transcript is spliced from 5 exons. The coding region runs from base 524 to 1867 and encodes 447 amino acids. Gene Ontology annotation, cellular component: plasma membrane. NCBI's taxonomy places the organism in Eukaryota, Metazoa, Chordata, Mammalia, Rodentia, Sciuridae. Gene Ontology annotation, molecular function: riboflavin transmembrane transporter activity. The record is from RefSeq and is a predicted model, not a curated record.